AUGGACCCCAGCUUCCGGUUCGAGCCGGACAGCUCCGACGACGAGGCGGCGGCGGCCCCAGCGCGGGGCGGCCCGGCGCAGUCGCCGUGGGAGUUCUCGUCGUACGCGGAGUCCGUGGCGGCGGAGCACGCGCGCCGCCGCACCACCUCCAUCGACGAGAAGAUCUCGCACCUGCGCCAGGGACGCGGGAAGCCCGUACUCUCCGAUGACUCGGAGAGCGACGCGAGCGGCAGCGGGGAGGAUGAUAGCAGCGACGACAAGGAGAUAGAGGGGGGGAGCGGUGACGAGGAGGACGAGCUGGAGGAGAGCGAGGACGAGGAGGGGGUCGACGGGGAAGCCGAUGACGAGGAGGAGGUCGAGGGGAGUGGCGAUGAGGAGGCGAGUGGCGAUAGGGAGGGGGAUGUGGACGGGAGCGACGAGGAGGGAGGAGGCGAGCUGGGAGAAGAGGAGGAUGCCCAUGAGGAAGAAGAUAUGGCCGAGCAGAAUGACACGAGUGGACCAGUUGAUCCUUCUAAGUUUUUCGCUUCUUCGGAGGGGGUAUCGUUUCAUGCAAAUUCGUUCCUUGAGCUUAACUUGUCUCGUCCGCUAGUUCGAGCUUGCGAAGCACUUGGCUACCAGAAGCCAACUCCGAUUCAGGCUGCUUGCAUACCUCUGGCAUUAACUGGAAGGGACAUCUGUGGUAGUGCUAUUACAGGAUCUGGAAAGACAGCUGCUUUCUCUUUGCCUGUGUUGGAACGUCUACUUUUUCGUCCAAAGCGUGUACCUGCAAUAAGGGUGCUUAUUCUUACUCCAACCAGAGAGUUGGCUGCUCAGGUCCAUAGUAUGAUCGAGAAGUUAGCCCAAUUUACUGAUAUCAGAUGUUGUCUCAUCGUUGGAGGUCUUUCAACUAAGGUUCAAGAAGUUGCUCUAAGAUCAAUGCCUGACAUCGUUGUAGCAACCCCUGGGCGCAUAAUAGACCAUCUGCGCAAUUCUCUUUCUGUUGGGCUUGAAGAUCUAGCUGUUGUGAUCCUUGAUGAGGCUGAUCGCUUGCUAGAAUUGGGUUUCAGUGCUGAAAUUCAAGAACUGAUUCGUAUGUGUCCUAAAAGGAGGCAGACUAUGCUUUUCUCUGCUACAAUGACAGAAGAAAUUGAUGAACUUAUAAAGCUUUCACUAAACAAACCUGUACGUCUCGAAGCUGACCCUUCUCUGAAGCGGCCUGCAACGUUGACUGAAGAGGUUGUUAGGAUACGGCGAGCACGUGAGUCAAAUCAAGAAGCUGUUCUUCUUGCACUCUGUUUGAAGACUUUCAAGCGAAGUGUUAUCAUUUUUAGUGGGACAAAGCAAUCUGCACACAGGUUAAAAAUAAUAUUUGGUCUCUCUGGCAUGAAAGCAGCUGAACUUCAUGGCAACCUUACACAAGCCCAGCGACUUGAGGCUCUGGAACUUUUCAAGAAACAGGAAGUAGAUUUUCUGAUUGCAACUGAUGUCGCUGCUCGUGGGAUUGAUAUUGUUGGCGUUCGGACUGUAAUAAAUUUUGCAUGCCCAAGAGAUGUGAAAACUUAUCUUCAUCGUGUUGGCCGCACAGCGCGGGCAGGAAGAGAAGGCUAUGCCGUGACAUUUGUAACCGAUGAUGAUAGGUCCCUCUUGAAAGCAAUUGCCAAGAAGGCUGGUUCACAGCUGAAAAGCCGCAUUGUUGCAGAGAAACCUGUGGCUGAGUGUGCACAACUGAUUGAGCAACUAGAAGGUCAAAUUUCUAUCAUCAUUCGAGAAGAAAGGGUGGAAAGAGAAGCGAGAAAAGCUGAAAUGGAAAUCGCAAAGGCAGAAAAUAUGAUAGCUCAUAAGGAUGAGAUAUACUCACGGCCAAAGAGAACCUGGUUUGCUACUGAAAGGGAAAAGAAGCUUUUGGCAGCAGCUGCUAAAGAAUCUUUGGAUCAAGGUAAGAGUACCUCUGGAGUUAUUAGUGCUAAGCAGGCUGAAGACCUCCGUCUGAAGGAGAAAAAGAGACGAGAGCAUGAGAAAAAUCUACCAAGGAAGAAACGCCGAAGACUAGAGGCCCAGCGAGAGAUGUUGGAAGAUGAGGAUGAAGAUGACGAGGAAGCAAAGGAAAAUGAUAGAGGGAAGAAACCAAAGAAAGGCCAAUCUCUAGUGGAUGCUGCUUACCGAAAGGCAAAAUCAUUGAAGGCGGCCAGCAAACGGGGUCCUGGUGCAGGCAAAGGAAAGAAAGAGAAGAAUGCAAGACAACAUUCUGAGAAGACUCUGAACAGGCAUGAGGAGAUGCGUGAGCUGUUCCAGAAUGAUAUGAGCGAAUGGAAACAGGGACGCUCCUCAAAGAAAAACAACAAUUUCACGCACAAAAAAUCAAAGAACACUUUUAAGAGCAAAGCAAGGUACAAGCGCCGGAAGUAG
Miscanthus lutarioriparius is the source of this 2385-nucleotide messenger RNA. NCBI's taxonomy places the organism in Eukaryota, Viridiplantae, Streptophyta, Magnoliopsida, Poales, Poaceae. The record is from the annotation of a GenBank genome assembly.